Molecule: messenger RNA, 5831 nt
Organism: Antechinus flavipes (yellow-footed antechinus)
Lineage: Eukaryota; Metazoa; Chordata; Mammalia; Dasyuromorphia; Dasyuridae
Gene: DGUOK
Product: deoxyguanosine kinase
Exons: 7
Coding region: 2371-3207 (278 amino acids)
Biological process (GO): nucleobase-containing compound metabolic process
Cellular component (GO): mitochondrion; cytoplasm
Molecular function (GO): deoxyguanosine kinase activity; ATP binding
Source: RefSeq, a predicted model, not a curated record
AAUGUUAGAGCAUAUUCAAGAGCUGAGUUUUUCCUCCAUAAUUGGUUCUCAUCUUAACUGAUGCAGAGAAAUUCUGGAACAAAGCUAGCUUGCCCAUUUUGCAUAGACUUGACAAAGGCCUGACAAACUCCCAACCCAUCACUAGCAAUCUGUGACUCAUUAGUUAUUUUCACCCAGUGGCCAAUUCCCCAGAAUUCCAUCUGACUGAUUGAAUUUCUUCCCUCUUUAUUAUGAAGCUACAUAGGUAAUUACUUUUACUCCAUUGUAGGCUGCUCAGGACAAUUUCCAAACAUCUCUAUUAUGAUCCCUUUACUCAAGUGGAACUUCUAUAGGAUUUUCCUAAACUGUCCCUCAGGUGAUGAGCCCCACUGCAUUUAACUAGUCUGGGCCUCCUACCAGAAAAAUACAAUCCAUCACCAAAUUCUUAAUCAAAGAUAAUCCAGCUUAGUUUAUGGGGUAUUAUUAUACUUGUCUCCAAUGUAGCAGAAAACAAAUUCCCUCCCCUCCUCACUUUCCUAACUCUAGUGUUUUGUAUUUUUUAAAUGUGCAAAAUGUUUGUGGCAGCCCUUUUUGCAGUGGCAUGGAACUGGAAAUUGAGAGGAUGCCCAUCAGUUGGAGAAUGGCUGAAUAACUUAUGAUAUAUGAAGGUAAUGGAAUAUUUUUGUAAGAAAGGAUGAGCAUGUUGAUUUCAGAAAAGCAUGGAAAGACUUACUGAAAAUCUUGGAAAGUCUUGGAGAGUCAGGGAAAGAUUAUGAAAUGAUUAAUUGGGUUGGACUUGACACUUUUCAAAAACGAGGUGAUUCAAGGUAAUUCAAAGUAAUUCCAAUGGACUUGGGAUGGGAUAUACCAAUAGGAUCUAGACAAAGGAGAUUGAAUAUGGGUGGAAGCAUAGUGUUUUCACCUUCUGUUGUUUUGUUUCCUUGUUUUUUUUUUUUCUUUCUCAUGUUUUUAUCUUUUUUCCCCUUUUGAUCUGUGUGGAAGAGUAAAAGCGGAGUGUAUUUUGAGAUGUGUGACCUGAUUCCUGUAGAAUUCUACAGGACAUUCUACAAAUAACAACUUGUCUCACACAAUGUGACAAAUAUGGAAACGUGUUUGAAAAUUGCACAUAUUUAACCUAUAUCAAGAGUUGCUGCCUUGGGGAUGGGGGGAGGUAAAGAAAGGAGAAAACUUUGGAGCACAAAGUUUUACCAAAAAAUUAAUAUUGAAAACUAUCUUUACAUGGAUUUGGAAAAAUAAAAUAAUAUUGGAAAAAAUAAAAUAAAAUGGAUCCUUCUAGCAGUCCAUCUUUUUAAAAUGCUAACAGUUUGAGUGCCAUGGAAAUAUCAAGUUACCCCUUCUUGAUCUCACUUAAUUUAUCCACCACCACCACCCCCAGCUCUUCCUAUUCUGUGGUCUUCUUUAAGGUCACCAGUGAUAUUCAUUUUACAAAUGAGGAAUUUGAGGCAAACCAAAGUGAAAUGACUUGCCCAGAUGCACACAUCUGGUGUGUCUGAAGUAACCUAUGUCUGGUUUAUUUCUUAUUCUGUGUGUUACCUCAAGCCCCAGUUAGAGAUAUGCUCUCUUGCCAAGCGAAAUGAGCAGAACCAGGAGAUCUUUAUACAUGGCAACAAGAUCAUAGGAUGAUCAAUUUUGAUGGACACGGCUCUUUCUAACAAUGUAAUGAUUGAGUCCAGUUCCAAUGAUCUUGUGAAGAGAGCCAUCUACACCUGAGAGAGGACUAUGGGAACUGAGUGUAGAUCACAACAUAGCACUUUCACUCUUUUUGUUGUUGUUUGAGUUUUGUUUUUUUUUUUCUUUUUUUCCCUCCUUUAUCUGAUUUUUCUUGUGCAGCAGCAUAAUUUUAUAAAUAUGUAUACACAUAUUGGAUUUAACAUGUAUGUUUAACAUAUAUUGGAUUAUUUGCCAUCUAGGGGAGGAGUGGGGGGAAGGAGGGGAAAAUUUGGAAGACGAGGUUUUUCAAGGGUCAGUGUUGAAAAAUUACCCAUGCCUAUGUUUGAAAAUCAAAAGCUGUAAUAAAAACCAAGAAAGAAAGAAAUAAGCUCCCUGAGAGAGGGGUCUGCCUUUGUGUAAACAGCACCUACAGCAUAUAGUAGGGACUCAGUGACUGGCUGGCUGAUCUCCCCGGGAUAUCGUGGCUGGUUGGCAGCCUCCAAGCAAGGGCUCGCCGCCCAUGGGGAGGGCGGAGAGGGGAGGUUGCCAUCCGGAGCAUUCUGGUUUGGGUCUGGGCUGGGCAGGGAUGGAGCGGGAACCGUAAGGCGCUCAGCCGGCUCAUCCCUCAGGGUCCCAGCGCGGGGCGGGGCAGCGGCGCAGGCCGCACCUCCACGCCCGGGGAGGGGCACGCACUGAAGGCGGAGGGAGAAGAGGAGGAGGAUGGCGGCUCUGGGCAGGCCGGCUCCGCAGCUGCGGCUCCUACUCCGCGCCUUCCUCGGGCCCAUGGCUCUGAGCCAGCGCUCCGCGUCUGCUCCGGCUCCGAGGCGCGCACCCCGGCGCCUCUCGGUGGAAGGGAACAUCGCUGUGGGGAAAUCCACCUUUGUGAAGCUACUCCUGAAAACCUUUCCAGAGUGGCACAUAGCUGCCGAACCAGUAACAACAUGGCAGAACAUCCAGGCUGUUGGCACACCGACUGCUGGCCCUCCCCAGAGUGUGGGGAAUUUGCUGGAUAUGAUGUACCAGCAGCCCUCACGGUGGUCCUACACCUUCCAGAUGUUUUCCUUCCUGAGUCGGCUACGAUCGCAGCUGGCCCCCUACCCAGAGAACCUCAUGCAGGCCCAAGAGCCGGUACAAAUCUUCGAGCGGUCAGUGUACAGUGACAGGUACAUCUUUGCCAAGAAUCUCUUUGAAAAUCGCUUCCUAAACGAUGUCGAGUGGGCUGUCUAUCAGAAUUGGCAUUCCUUCCUUCUCCAGGAGUUUAGCAAAAACAUCUUCCAGGACGGCUUCAUCUACCUCCGGGCUUCUCCCCAGGUGUGCUUCAAGAGACUACGCCAACGUGCCAGAGCUGAGGAGAAGGAUCUUGAGCUGGGAUACCUUGAACAGCUCCAUGCUCAGCAUGAAGACUGGUUUAUCCAUAAGGUGACUGAGCUCCACUUUGAGGAUUUGAAGAAGGCCCCUGUUCUGGUGCUGGACGUCAAUGAGGAUUUCUCGGAGCAGGCCGCCAAGCAAGAGGAGCUCAUGACAAAGGUCAGUACCUUUGUAAAGAAUCUAGAAUGAAGCCGUGGUCCUGCUAGGCAGGCUCAUUGGGCCUGGACUGGACUUCUGACAAGCUAGUGCCUUUCUGCUACUUGGAGAACUAUGGAUUCCUUCUCUCCAGCUCCCAUCAUCUGUUGAAUGAGGACGUUGCCCUCAACAGCCUUCCAACCCUUCAGCUCUGAUCUGCUAUCUCAUGGUCCUAGGAGGAUCCCGAAGGUCCUUGUUCAAGCUUUCCUUGGUUCUCAAAGACAUUUUCUUUUUUCAUCAAUUUCAUUUUAUUUUCAGAUCCAAAUUCUCUGCCUCUUCCCCAUCCAUUUAGAAGAAAAGAAAUGCAUUAUAAAUACGUAGAGUUGUGCAAAGUAAUGGCUACCAUGUCCAAAAAAAGGGAGAGAGACAGAGAGAGAGAAGGAGAAGACCUCUAUCUGUCUCCAUGUUUCAGCAUGAGUCCUUUGGAGUCUUAGUUGGAAUCUUUGAAGAUAUUCUCCACAAAGGAAGACCUGCUUUCCUAAAUCCCGUUAGCCAUCCAUGUGCUAAGUGUAUGCAGGAGCCUGAGUGCUCCCCACCACAUGACUGGCUUUCUCUGCCACCACAUGACUGGCUUUCUCUGACUCCCAUGAGUCCCCACAUAUAAGCCCCUGGAGACAUGGGAGGACAAAGAGCCAGAUCUAAGAGAGCCACACUCUCUCCCCACUGUGGGCAUGGGAAAGAAUAAAGAAAGUGCUCGGGCAGAAAAGAUCGAGUUGGCAAGAAUGAGACCACAGAGCGGGAAGUCCAUGCCAGGACUCGGGGCUUUCCUUCUCCACCCCUCCUCUCACCAGCCUUGAUGGAGCAUCUUGGGAUGCUUUCAUUCUUCCUUUCCCCCUUCGUUUUGUGAUGAAUGACUUUUAGAAUAGAAAUAUACAUGGGUAAUUGGUUAUCCUCUGAAUAUCAGGCAGGUGUUUGGCAAUGGAAGAAUAGUAGAUUUGUAGUCAUGGGGCACAGGUUCUACCAUUUACUCACUGAAUAACCCCAGAUAACUCAUCACGUCUCUGCCCUCAGUUUCCUUGUCUGGAAAACAUAGGCUUUGGACCAGGUAACCUCUGAUGUCCCUUUCAGUACUAAAUCUCUAUAUUCCACUUGUAUUACAUAUUUUUAUACAUACAGAUACAUACGGAUAUAAUGUAGCAGAUGUCUGGUGUGCUCCUCAUCCCUAUUUCCUCCCCACCUUCAUAUUAUUUUAUAUGAUAGGUGUGAAUAGACUACUGGACUUGGAUCCAAUAAGGCCUGAAUUCAAAGACUGACUGCCAUCAACACUAACUCUAGGCCCAAAGGCAAGUUCCUUAGUCUGGCUGGGCUUCAACUCAAGCAUCAGAAAUUUUAUUUUAUUUUAUUUUUUGUUUGUUUUGAAGCAAUUGGGGUUAAGUGACUUGCCCAAGGUCACACAGCUAGGAAGUAUUAAGUGCAAUGAAGUCGGCUUUGAAUUCAGUUCCUCUUGCAUUCAGGACUGGUGCUUUAUCUACUGUACCGUCUAGAGAGGUAAUUAGCAUUUUGCAAUUGUCUUGGAUCAUUGUGUUGCUGGGAUUAGCGAAGUCAUUCACAAUUCAUCAUCAUACCAUAUUGCUCUCGUUGUGGACAAGGUUCCCUGGUUCUACUCAUUUCACUUUGCAUUAGUUCAUAUAAAUCUUCCCAGAUGAAAGUCCCUCUGUCAUUUUUUUAUUUUAAUAGUAUAUUAUUUUUCUAUUUACAUUUAAAAAUGUUUUCAAUAUUGUUUUUUUUUUUUAAAUAAGAUUUUGAGUUCCAUUUUUUUUUUUCUUUCUCCAUCCCUUACCUCCUUCCUCCCCAGGCUAACAAGCAAUCUGAUUACACAAAAAAUAUUCAUUCAUCAAUAUUCAUAUAGGUUAUACAUAAAUAUUCAUUUUAACAUAUUUCCAUAUGAGUUAUGUGGGAAAAGAAAAAUCAGAACAAAAGGGGAAAAUCAUGAGAAAGAAAAAAGUGAAAGAAAAAGCAAGUUAAGAAUACUAUGCUUCGAUCCACAUUUAGUCUUCCUCGUUCUUUCUCUGGAUGCAGAUGGCAUUUUCCAUCCAAUGUUUAUUGGAAUUGCCUUGGAUCAUUGAAUGGCUGAGAAGAGCUAUCAUAGUUGACCAUCAUGUAAUCUUUCUGUUGCUGUGUUUUCCUGCUUCUGCUUGAUUCACUCAGCAUCGCUUCAUGUUGGUUUUUGCAGACUUUUCUGAAAUCAGCCUGUUCAUCAUUUCUUAUAGUAUUUCUUUCUAUGCAUAUGGUUCUAAUGAUCUUGUGAUGGAGAGAGACAUCUGCAUCCAGAGAGAGGACUGUGGGAAAUAAAUACGGAUUACAACAUAGUAUUUUCACCUUUUGUUGUUGUUUGCUCAUAUUUUUUCUUUCUCUUUUUUUUUCUUUUUGAUCUAAUUUUUUUCAUACAACAUGAUAAUUGUGGAAAUAGAUAUAGAAGAAUUGCACGUGCUUAACAUAUAUUGCCGUCUAGGGCAGGAAACGGGGUAGAGGAGGGAGAGAAAAGUCUUGAACACAAAGUUUUGCAAGAGUGAAUGUUGAAAAUUAUGCUUUUGUUUUGAAAAUAAAAAACUUUAUUUUAAAAAAUCAAGUGACUUGAUCCAAUGAUCAAAAAUAAAAUAUUUUUUUCUAAAAGGAAA